Molecule: messenger RNA, 1688 nt
Organism: Cydia pomonella (codling moth)
Lineage: Eukaryota; Metazoa; Arthropoda; Insecta; Lepidoptera; Tortricidae
Exons: 2
Coding region: 308-1660 (450 amino acids)
Source: RefSeq, a predicted model, not a curated record
UAUUGCCGUACAAUAAUAUGUAAACAACACUAUGAUUCGGUGUAUAGUUACCUACUCAGAUUAUAUUUUGGAGGAAAAAAGUUACCACUACUUUUGAGGGAAUAAAAUGUAUAAUCUGAAAAAACGGCCUAUACAACUUCAAAUAAAAUAUCCCAUAUAACGGAUAAGUGAUCUUUGACUCUUUCAUAAAAAGUGGACAUAAACUUUAUCACAACACAUUUCGCAAAUCGAAAAUCACUGUUUCACCACAAUUUUAUUUUAUUGUCAAACGCCAACUAUAAGUACGCGCGAUGUAAUAAUCCAAAAAAUGAAUUCAGUUCUAAUUUUGUUAUCCAUUUUGAUAACGUUGUCUCAGACGAAAGAUCAUAUAGAUAACGAUCUGUACUUAAGAACCGGCGAAAAGGCAGCAGCAUUAUUAAAAAGUUAUGGAGAUCCUAAUUUAAUAAGUAAAUAUCUACAGAACAGAAGUGUUAGAGAUGAUUUUGAUAAUUUAAUCGCCAGUAAAAAAGCUAACACGGUGAAACGAGUACGGGAUUCCAUUGAGAGAUUGAACGAUGAAAAUUUAAUGAAUAACGUAGCCACGAAGUCAAAUUUAAGAAUUGGGUACCAGUUAGACCCUAUACUUAAUAAGGUGAGGAGACAGGGGAAUGAGGAUGAUUCUCUCUCCGAUUCGGGAAGCUCGAGCAGGGAGUUCAGAGACUGGAAAGAGGAAUGGAAUGAAAUGUGGAACAAGAUGAAAUUAGAAACGAAGAACUUUACAACCCGUCUUGAGGGCGAUGUUGUGAAUAUGGCGGCAGCGAGACCGUGGGGCGUCCCAUGUGGUGACCCUAGCCGGCACGACAUGCCCUGGGGUACCUGCGUGCUGCCCGCAGAAUGCAACGCCGAAUACAGAAUCUUCAAAGGAGACUACUUCUGCGGACGCACUCAGUUUAUAUGCUGCUCCCUGAAUUUCCACACUUACGACCUGUACCAAGGACUUUCUGUGUCCCUCGAUGAAUCCAGCAUGGAGAUCGACAGUGCUGUGGAACGGGAACGAGCCAAGAAAAAAACCUCAAAGGAACGUCAAAAACGAACCGAUCGCAGAAGAAAACGACGCAAGCGAUUGAGAGAAGAACGAAAGCGUAAGAUCAGGCGAGCCAUCGCAAGAAUCAUCAAGGAGGUUCGCAGAAUCCUUGACAAAGCUUACAAAAACGGCAGUAAAAUCCGAAAGAGAAAGACAAAUACUAUGAAGAAGUUUAUCAAAUUUCUCAAAAGACAGUAUAAGUUGGAUCGAGAGUCAGCCAAGGACAUACAUGAGAUGCAGAUGCUGGAAGUUGACCAAGAGUUCAUGGACAGAUUGAAUCAAAUCAAAGAGUUGAACUCUGAAUUCAUGACCAAUGAUACGUUUAGGAACAUUGUAGUUAAUAAGACGUUAACGCUUAGGGGCGCGAAGAUGUUGGCAGAGGCGUAUCCUGAGUUGCAGGGGUUCUUGCCUAAAGGCUUUGUGAAGGGGGACUUUACCCGGCAGAGAAACGCCCGUCGGAGUGGGGGCUCUAUACACCAGAGAGGGCGCGUUCGGCCUAGAGGGGGCCCGCGAGGGGGGAUUGUUCGUCCACCCAAUCGGCGCAAUCGUCGGAAAUAUCUUGACUAUGACAUCGAAUUUGGGUUGUUGUAUAGUUAAUUAAAUAGCGAGUGAUUUGAAAAAUGUU